Paramuricea clavata is the source of this 8008-nucleotide messenger RNA. Lineage: Eukaryota; Metazoa; Cnidaria; Anthozoa; Malacalcyonacea; Plexauridae. The record is from the annotation of a GenBank genome assembly.
AUGGCUGGGAAACAAUGUUUCCUGGUUUGUCCACCUUUGGGAAACAUGGCUAGGAAACAAUGUUUCUUAGCUGGUCAGUUGCCCAAUUAUUCUGCUCACACUAUAGUAUUAAUUAUUCUUAUGACUAAUUAUUUUGUAUUUUUAGUGAGUGACAAGGCUCCCUCCAAUUUAACAGUCCCAGGCAUCACCGCUACUUCUUUAAACUUGUCGUGGCAAUUUGCAUUCGAAGAAAAGCUCUCCCCAUUCCAAGGAUUUUCAGUAUUUUGCAGAAGAUUUUGGCUAUACAGUUUCAAGGAAACGUUCUAUGAAACAACAACUACUCGAGCCGAAAUUGUUGGUUUGAAACCAUUUACAGAGUACGAAGUUCGUGUUGCACCUUGGCAUCUUAUUGGUUUGGGCUUCAUUAGUGAUGGCAUUACUGUCAAAACGAGAGAAUGGGGUAAGGUCCUAAUGCCAAUGUAUUGUGCUCUAUCUAAUUCAUGUAUGCCAACGUCUCUUAACGCUUAUAAACCCUGAUUCCACGAGCGCUUUUUCCUGGCGAAAUUCGAAAAACUUCGCACGAAGUGAAAUAUCGCAUGCGCAGUAAAGAUGCAUUAGGUUAAAUAGGUUUCGCGAGAAAAAAAUGCGCCUUGCUAGUGAGCAGAAUUCAGUUUUACUCACGGCGAAAGUGAAUAAAGUGGGAAAAUUCAUUUGAAUCAUUCGUGUGCAACCAUCCAUAUUUUGCAGAAACAAUUUCUCGCAAAGAAUUUCGCCGUCUAAGGUAGCCGAAUAUAAGUCUUAGCAACGGCAUGCAGGGACGUAGCGAAAUUACUUUAUAAUGUUUAUAUACGUUACCUAAAAGCACUUCCCGAAAUUCAGUGUGGGUUUUGUGUGACCAGUGCGAUGCUGGUUAUGUCGGAUAUACGUGCCGUCACCUAUACCAACGUGUUGAUGAGCAUAAAACCACGAUUGUUGGAAGGCAUGCCAAGGAGGCGCACGGAGAGGCUUUGGAUGACUUGCUUGGGAGGUUCUCGGUUCUUCGAAAAUGCAUUCAGGUAGCAGGUGUUUCUUUCGAAAGAAUAUACAUGCAUACAGAUGAAUUGUUUAUUACAAAAGGUACCAGCUUUGCAUUCAAAGACUGCAUGAAUUACGCUGAAAAAGUCGCGUAAAAUUUAUGUUAUAUUUACAAGACUAAUUAAGAAAGAUUUAAAACUAUAAAAUUACGAAUCUAAGAUAAAAAUGUCAGCGAAGUGUUCUAUGAAUGAUUUCUUGAACAGACCUGUCUUGCACCUCGGAAUUUCAAAAGUUCUAGGAUUCCUCAUGAUCCGAGAUACAGUUGUACAUGUCUUUUACCACUUCUGAGACACGAGUUUGAUAACAGCUUGUGCAAUUUUCUGCAGUCUUAAGUUUCAUGUUGUCUGUACAUGUACUUUCUUUGGAGACACCAUUUACCUCCUGACAAAUCGGAAAAUGAUCAAGAUAUAGUGACUCUGAUUGAUUUACAUUUUGUAUUGACAUAUAUGACUGUUGACAUUGCUUUUUAAUCUUCAACAUUUGAGUGAGUCGUAUGCUUUGGAACUGAAAAUGUUUUAUUACUCAACUCUUGAGUUGUUUUGUUUUUCAUUUACCCAACAUUUUACUCCCUCAAAAUUUUGUUUACCCAACCCUUUUCUCUUCGGUGACACCCCAUAAAUAGUGACAGCUCCCUUAUUACUUGUAAAUAAGGAUUCAAAUCAAAAUAAUUCUUUCUGUUUUAGUUCCUGCUGCGCCACCUCGACGCUUCCAAGUGAAGGUACUAUCUUCAACCAGCCUUAAGAUACAAUGGGGCACCGUGCCUAACCAUGCCCGUAAUGGUAUUAUAAUUGCCUACGAGAUUGCCAUUUUAGACGAACUUAAAAAUUGCUCAGAAUAUGUUAAUCAAUCUGCAAGUGUGUAUCAUUAUGUGAAAAAUGGUUUGAGGACAUACCAUCCAUAUUCUGUGAAGAUAGCUGCAAUGACGUCUGUUGGCGGUGGAGUGUGGAGUCCAUGGGCUAGGAAAAGAACUUCGGAAGACGGUUAGUUCGUAUUUAAUUUUUUACAUUGUGCCACUAAUCCAUUUUGGGUUAGUGGCACAUUAACCAAGAUAUGUGGUGUACCAAAAAUGCAAUAGCCCUGUUCAGAUUUUUACACAGCUAGUUAUAAUUAGUAGGCAUCGACAAUCCAAUGCAACGCACUUUUUGAGGAACUUGCAUUUGAAAAAGGCAAAUUUACGAUACGAGGAAUACUUCUGCUGAACUCAUGCUACUUCCUUCUUAGAAUAGGCAGUCUAUCAAGAUAUGAUAUUCUGAAAACUAAACAGGAUUUCAUUGCAGUGUUAUGUUUUUGUCGGAGUUAUGUUAAUUUGUGAUUGAGCUCAUUGUAUUUUCCUAUAAUGAAGUAACCGUCCAAUAGGGAAAGCGGAGAUGAAACGUGCAACCACAAUGAAUAAUAUUUAAUAAAGUUGAGACAAAAGAUUUGUGCACGGUGAGACACAGUUCAACAUCAAACAAAGGUCUUCAACAGAGUCAGCUAACGGUCUGCUGAAUGUCGUGGGUUUUCUCCGCGUGCUCCAGUUUUCUCCCACAGGGAAAGUUGACAGCGUGGAUUUAUAAACACAGUUAAGAAAGUAAUAGCAGAAUUGUGAAUUGAACAAAGUCGCAUGUUAUUAGCACUGAUGAAGAUCCGGGCUUACAGAUCGAAAGCUUUGCAGUAAUAAAUUUACGUGCAAACAAAAAAGUAUCAUAUGUUUUAUCGCCAUGCAAUUCUAAUCCACAUAUAAAUUUGUGCUAUAGAAAUGCUAGUCGUAAUUGCCCUCAAUAGACCUUUCCCCUUACAACUAAAAUUUUGAUGUAGACUAGUCUAGACAAAAAUUUCACCACAGCUUGAAAGAGCAUCACAAAAUUAGUAAUAUUCCGAAGUUUCGUUGCGAAAUGUUGUAAAAUGCGGAUAAUAUAGCCCUGCGAAAUUUGCAAUUUUCAGUCAUUUUGUAUUACAAACGGGAAAUUGAUGCCCCAAUACCCGAUUGGGCUGUCAAUUUCCUGUGCGUAAUACAAAAUGACUGAAAAACGGCAAACUUCGCAAGGCUAUAUUAUCCGCAUUUUACAACAUUUGCAACGAAACUUUGGAAUAUUACUAAUUUUGUGACGCUCUUUCAAGCUGUGAUGAAAUUUUUGUCUAGAUCAAAAUUUUAGUUAUAAGAGGAAAGCUCCAUUUUGUGGCUUUGAAGCAAGUUUGCCGGACUUCCAAUCUUGAUAGAAUAUGGAAUAAGCUAUAAAUUACACACACCAAAAAUCAUAUUUUCAAAAUCGCAUUUUUUAGCUCCUUCUGCCCCGCCAGGAAAUUUCACGGGGAUGGUACGUGAUCAUCAAUCCAUUACAUACACCUGGCACGAAGUACCCAGGGAUGACUGGAACUCGCCUUCUAUUGAAUACUUACUCCAUUGCUGUGACAGCGGGAUCACGUGCAAGCACAGAAAUGAAUACUUAAUUAGAUGCUGUAACCUGACCAAGGUCACGUGUUUAAACAGAAAAAUAUCUGGUGGCCAUACAAACUUUACGCUAAGUGAUCUCAAACCAUUCACGUCGUAUAAUUGUUCUAUCUUGGCUUUCAAUAACAAAGGCCAAGGACCGUCAGCUUGGGUUGAGUUGGUAACCACAAAACAAGGUAAUACGAUUAAAUUUUGGUAUUAAAUAUGAUAAAUCAUAUCUGUCCGGAUUUACUGGGGGUCCAGCCCUCCUAGCCUUGACAAAGGGGGUGCAAGGGGGAACCAUUUUCCUUAUUAAAUCCAGUUUUGCAUUUGGAAAGGCAAUGGUGAUUCCAGCUUUUGACGAAAUUUUGAUCUAGCCAAGAAGAACGAAAUCCAUUACCAUAGCUGGAAAGAGCAUUUUAAAAUGAGUAAAAUUGCAAAGUUUGGUUGCGAAUUGUUGUAAAAUGAGGAAAAUAUAGCCCUGUGAAGUUCGCAAAUUUUGUAUAUAUUUGCAUUACUCGCGGGAAAAAUAACCAUUUUUGAGCCGAAAAUGAUUAUUUUUACCGCGCGUAAUACAAAUAUAUACAAAAUUUGCGAACUUCACAGGGCUAUAUUUUCUUCAUUUUACAACAUUUCGCAACCAAUCUUUGCAGUUUUACUCAUUCUAAGACGCUCUUUCCAGCUGUGGUGUUGUUGGAUUUCGUUCUUCUUGCCUUGAUCAAAAUUUAGUCUGCAGCUGGAAUCACCCACGACGAAAAUAAAAAAAGAAACAUGUGGUAUAAAAGAGAUUUCACGCUUUCCAAGUCUUGGAACCCGGUUGUCCAUAUACAAAUGCAAAGUAAUUUCUACUAUGAACAUACCUGUCAGGGCCGCAGAGAGGGGGGGGCAGGGGGGGGGGGAAAUUGCCCCGGGCCCCGAGUUGCUAGGGGGCCCUGAAAAAUUUUUGUUGGGCCCCAGCCUUUUUUCUGUGUUAAAUAUUUCCGCGCAAAGGACAAGAGAUCUGUUUUCUUGGGCUAAGUACCGAAUUUUGGCAUAAAAAAAUGAGAUAAAGUUCCUCGAAAGCAAUUGCAACUUACUCGUCCGGAAAAAUUUUGUAUUCCGGAAAAAAUUUUUGACCCCUAAAAUGGUACACUGACCGAAAAUUUUUUGGCGAAGGGGGGGGGGGGAGGUUGUUCUCCGGAAAAAAAUUCCGGGGAAAAAUUUUUUAGAUAGGGGCCCCUAAACAAAAUUUGCCCCGGGGCCCCGCCAACCUCUCGGCGGCCCUGAUACCUGUACCUAUACACGGCGGGAUUUUUGGAUUUUUCUGGGUGUCUCUGGCUUCCAUAUAAACAGCCCCAAAGUUGUUGGCAAAAUUACCUUGUGCAACACGACCUUAAAAGUUGGUUGGAGCUCGACAACUGUCUCUCUGUGGCUCAGUUGGUUAGAGCACUGCACCGGAAUCACAGGGCCACACGGGUUCGAUUCCUGCAAGAGGACGGAUAUAGUUGCAUUUUUUGCAGCUGUUUCUGGUUAGAUCUAAUAAAUAUAUAAAAAUUUCCACUCGAGAUUUCCGUCUACAAAUCCCUUCUUCUGUUAUAGCGUACAGCAAAUCCUUUCUCAAUGUUACAAGAAUAAGUGUCGCUACUUGGUCAAUUUCUCUUCACUGGAACUAUUCUCGCCCUGCUGGUCAAGAUUCCCAUCUUCAUCUACAAUAUUCCUGUUCCUCGUGUGCAACAGAUCAUCUUGAUAUCACGAACAAAAACAACAUGAUCAUUGAUAAUUUAAUGGCGAAUCAAUGGUAUGAUAUAUAUGUGUAUGAAUUAUAUGAUGGAGACAUUGUGGAAAACUGCAGUGUAACGUUUAAAGUGAAGACGACAGAAAAUGGUAGGUCGUAUAUAUCAAACGCAUUACAGUAAAAAUCUCAGACUCAAUAAUUAAUGAGUAAAUUAGCCAACCAUAUUGCUUUAUUUUGCUCACAUGAUAAUACUGGAUACCUGGUGAAGUAUAUUGAUCCAGUCCUUGGACUGGUUCAAAAUUAAUUCACCUCACUUGAAGUAGUGAUUUAUUCGUACGAGAUGUCAUUUCAAAUCCUCCAAUUCGGACUGGACUAGAUUUCAAGUCCUCGCAUUUUGAUCCAGUCCUCGGCUUCGCCUCGCUUUCGUCCUCAUAGUCGAAUUUGAAAUAUUACUUAAAAUCCCCUCGCUGUCCUGCAUGUGUAGGGCCCUUCUUUAAGGGAGGAGGAGGGAUGAGCCGUCUCAAAGAAGACAAGGGGGGGGGGGUACUGAAAAGGGGUGGGUUGAUGUAAAAUGGAGGGUGAACAAAACUGAAUUUCUUGAUGAAACCUAUUGAUGAAUAUUGGCUUCAACCUGUCAAUUUUGCUAUCCGAAACAGCUGUCGUUAAAAAGGAGGGGGAGUUAGAAAGUGUGGGUAAACAACUGGACUCUGUAGCGCAGUUGGUGAGAGCACUGAGGAAAAAACUGUCAUGCAAAUUGCUGAGCAAGACAUUUUUCAAAGUACUGAAAAUCAAGACUGAGUGGUUAAGUCUAAUAAAUGUAUGUCUUCCAUGUUUCUUUCAGUUCCGCCCGCACCUCAAAACGUUACACUGUGGCCAUUGUCUUCCACGAGUCUCUCACUAGAGUGGUCAAAACCUCCAGACGACCCAGGAAGUGGCUCAAUACUUGGCUAUAACGUUGUUCUACUUGAUCUAGUCACUGGUACAUCGCACAAUUUCACGAACUAUACCGAAAAAUACGUUUUGUUAAAUUAUUUAAAAGAAUAUCACAAUUAUUCAGUGAACGUCGCAGCUUUUACAGCCGUUGGUCAGGGAAUGUUUACUCCUUGGAUUCGUACAAGAACUUUAGAAGAUGGUAAGUGUCGUAGCAGAUGGUUUUCAGUGUCGUGUUAGAUACGCAAAUUUGUGUACAUUCUUAGACUCACCUGACCAGAAGCAAUUGCAAAAAAUGAAACUUUAGGGACUGGUCAUAAAGUAACUGCUAGAGUGGGCUGGAGGUAAAUCACAAAUUUUGCCAAUAAGUUAGGUGACCCAUCUUAGGAUGUAGAUAAAAAUUUCAAAGCCCAUCUAAUCUUACAAAAAAAUUUUCAUGACCCACCCAAUCUUUAUUGGAAAAAUACACUUUUAUAAUAAAAAAACUUGCAGGUAUGAACAUUGUAAAUAUACAGGGCACUGUAUUGACAUACAUAAUUCUACCAGGUUUGACCAACACAUUGAUACUGAGCUGCUCUCCAACUAGUUGGUUGUAUUUGCUAUGAUUCGACCACUUCUUGUUGUAUAAACAGAGUACUGGUUUCAAUAGCAUCAUUUGCAUUUGAUAAUUUGGAUACAGUUUUGUUUACUUUUAUUAUUAAUAUCUUUAUUUUUGAAGUAGACAUGCAUGGGUUUUUGUUUGGUGGCCCAACUGUGGACAUACAAAAAAAUUGGCGGCCCAUCGAAACUGCCCAAAGAUUUUCCAUGGCCCAUCCCAAAUCACUCCAGCCCACCCUCGCAGUUACUUUAUGACCGAUCCCUAAUAGGUCCUCGGGCAGGAAUUGAAUCUGCGGCCUCGAUUCCUUCCAGACGGUCUAAAGUUGUGUUUUUCGCAAUUGCCCUUGUUUAGGUCCAAUAAUGUAUAUAAAUUUGCGUUCGAAUAUUUGAAUAUUCCAUUUACAAAAAAACAUCUACCGUAGUAUUAGGGCUAUCGAAUGAGAUGCCCCAAGAUCUCUGUAUUUCACAGUACUAAUUAAUAAUUUAUGUAGCGCAAUUUUUUCUGGUGAAAUGAUCAAAUGCGUCUCGUAGUCUUCGUACACUGAUAUUUUAAAUAUAAGCGGGGUUAAUCAUACCUAACUAUGCUCACUCUUUAGCUCAGUAGUGAGUUCUUUAUAGUUCAGAUCAAUUUAAUAUAGGCUACGUGCAACACCUUUGUAUGAUCUUACCCCCUUUGUAUGAUCUAAGUACCUAACCACGUUUUAACUACGCAGUGAAACAUAUAAUAUCACUUUAUUAGCCACAUUCAACAACACGCACUACGUCUGCAUGAUCUAACUGUGUUUAACUUCGCAAGUUUAGCAGUGUCAGAACACAUGCAACAACAUGUACCACAGACUACUGUCAGAUCUAACUGUACUUUCCAAACGGUGAGUUUUGUACAAAAUGAAAUAUUUCUAAGGUAGCGCUCGUUCAGGUACACACACUAUUUCUGCAUGAUCAAACUAUGUUUAACACUAAUCCAUGAGGAUAUGCACUAAUCCACAUUUUGUUUACUUUCAUAGUCCCCUCUGGUGCUCCAGAAAAUCUCACCGUUACAGAAACUUCUAGCUUUUCGCUUCUGGUUACUUGGACAGCAAUACCGAAAGAAGAUAGGAACGGUGUUAUCCUGGGUUAUGUUUUGACAAUCCUUGAUCAUCUGACAAGUCAGAAUGAGACUGUGAUACUGAAUGGAUCUAACCAGUUCAUGUAUGAGAAGAAUGAUAUUAAGAAGUACUAUUAUUAUUUAAUAACCAUUGCUGGUCGAACAUCUGUUGGUGUUGGUAGUGAGGAGAGCUCGGUUGAAAUCUCAAACUUAGGAAACG